GUGCAGAACUCGUUGGGUGGCCGUUUCAAAAUGCUUUUUCGUCGGCAUCCUUCCUUUCUCACGAUUGCUUCUCUGCGAAACCAUCAAAUUCCUAAAUCCCUCGACCGGAUCUGAAAACAGAUCGAAGGGCAAGGGCAAGUAUAGAGAUCGGUAAAUGGGGCACAGGGUGGACCACGAGUAUGACUAUCUCUUCAAGAUCGUUUUGAUCGGUGAUUCAGGCGUUGGAAAAUCAAACAUCCUCUCAAGGUUCACCCGGAAUGAGUUCUGCUUAGAAUCUAAAUCCACCAUCGGUGUGGAAUUCGCCACCAGGACUCUCCAGAUAGAAGGUAAGACUGUCAAAGCACAGAUAUGGGACACUGCUGGGCAAGAAAGGUAUCGUGCCAUCACAAGUGCCUACUACCGUGGUGCUGUGGGUGCUCUCCUGGUAUAUGACAUAACAAAGAGGCAAACUUUUGACAAUGUCCAAAGGUGGCUACGCGAGCUCAGAGACCACGCUGACUCUAACAUUGUUAUCAUGAUGGCUGGUAACAAGUCAGAUCUGAAACAUUUAAGAUCAGUUCAGGAAGAUGAUGCACAAGAAUUGGCUGAGAAGGAAGGGCUUUCCUUCCUUGAAACCUCGGCACUAGAAGCAUACAACAUUGAAAAGGCAUUCCAGACUAUUCUAACAGAAAUCUACCACAUUAUAAGCAAAAAAGCGCUUGCAGCCCAAGAAGCCGCUGCAACAGCACCGCCCAUUCUAGGGACAGCCAUCAAUGUUGGUGAUUCAUCUGGAGGCUUUUCAAGGACAUCUUGCUGUUCUACUUAGUACUUUCAGGAUGUGACAACACAAUCAAAGAGGUUAGUUUGUCUUGCUCGAUGAAUUUCACUUCAAUAUGGUUCUUUGUGUGUAGAAUAUUUCUUCAACUCUGUGAUGUGUGAUUUUGGGGAUAUUAUGGAGAAUGUACUUAGGUUUCCAUUCCUAGAAGUGAUGUUUUCACUAAAACUAUAGACGAUGCAUGUAGCUUAGAUUGUUAUCCUAUUCUGUAUUUCAUGGUUUUGAACAUCGCAACCUGCCAACCAUUGUGAAAGGAAGCAGCUGAAAGGUUUAAUUUUUAUAUUCAUUGAGAUAAUCCUAACAUUGUAAUAAAUAUCAUUUGCUUAUCUUGUCUUUUUGAA
Dioscorea cayenensis subsp. rotundata (Guinea yam) is the source of this 1155-nucleotide messenger RNA. Its product is annotated as ras-related protein Rab2BV. The transcript has 3 exons. Gene Ontology annotation, cellular component: endosome. The record is from RefSeq and is a predicted model, not a curated record. NCBI's taxonomy places the organism in Eukaryota, Viridiplantae, Streptophyta, Magnoliopsida, Dioscoreales, Dioscoreaceae. Gene Ontology annotation, molecular function: GTP binding; GTPase activity. Bases 155 to 805 code for a protein of 216 amino acids.